Molecule: messenger RNA, 884 nt
Organism: Aspergillus saccharolyticus JOP 1030-1
Lineage: Eukaryota; Fungi; Ascomycota; Eurotiomycetes; Eurotiales; Aspergillaceae
Exons: 1
Coding region: 119-439 (106 amino acids)
Source: RefSeq, a predicted model, not a curated record
UCUUACUCAUCUUCAUCAAAUUUGAAUCAAAUUUGAACAAGUCAGCCAUCACUCCCAGCUCACUCACGCUGGUACUUGCCCUGAUUGAAUCGAUCGUUCGAUGUAUGUAUACAGCAUCAUGGUCACACUGCAUCGCCUUCCGCUAUACGCGGGCCUUCGCAACAACCGUCGCGUCCUCAGCGGCAGUGCGCGUGCUGCCCGAGCACCUCACGCGCGCAUAGCAUUCUCAACCUCUCGCCUGUGUCUCGAUGAGAAGACCAGUUCGAAAGACGCGCCAGGUCAAGGGGCCGAGCCGAAACACUGGGAGUACGACUUCACCUUCCAGACCCAGAUGAGCAAGAUCGUCUUCAUUGCUGGUUUGGCGCUGGUCGGGUCGCUGGGCUGGUAUCGGGAUGCUCGUGGCUGGUGGACAGGUGUUGCGGAUGAGGGCGAAGUUUAGCCACUGCCUCUGAAUUUGGAUGUGCAAGGGUGCGGCUUGGGGGUGAGGACUGAUGGUAAUGUCGGGCCAAUUAUGCAUCCGACAUUAUAGCUGAUGACUAGUGACGGCCUCACAUAAUCAGUGAAGAACAAUAAGGAUGGUCAUUCAGCGGCAGGGCUCUUGGUCUUGGGCUGCAUCGGUACUUUCAAGGACUGUACAGGGAGUGGGAGGGAGUUCUCCCAAGUAUUCUGACUUGUAUACCAUCGAAAUUCGAGCAGGCAUAUUCACCAAUCUGUCCAUAGCGGUCAAGCUUGGUCUGAAUUGUAGAUUAAAGAUAAGUUGCUCUUUUCCGAUCCCUUGCACUCAUCCACCGAGUCCAGCGCUGGCAACAGAUUCAAUGAAUUGGCCCUUCAGCCUCUGCGUUCCCGAGCUAGACAUGACGGGACUUGAAUGCAUUUGAGAGAGU